Molecule: messenger RNA, 1860 nt
Organism: Trichophyton verrucosum HKI 0517
Lineage: Eukaryota; Fungi; Ascomycota; Eurotiomycetes; Onygenales; Arthrodermataceae
Exons: 3
Coding region: 1-1860 (619 amino acids)
Source: RefSeq, a predicted model, not a curated record
AUGGGGAAGCCGCCAAGCAUCAUCAUUGUCGUCAGACAUGGGGCUCGACUGGAUGCGGCUGAUAAACAGUGGCAUCUUACCUCGCCCACGCCAUACGACCCCCCUCUGACAUACGGCGGCUGGAAGCAGUCCCAGGCCCUUGGGGUCCGCAUUGGAUCCCUCCUACACUACCGCGAACUCUAUGGGUGUCUUCCUUCCACUUUAUCGUCCUCUGAUGCUUCGCAGGAGAGCAGCCAUCAUACUAUUCAAAGCCCGCCUAGCGCUGCCCUGCCAGAACAAGAGCGGCGGAAGCAUCGAAUCAUCAUCCACUCAUCUCCAUUUUUACGCUGUGUACAGACGGGAAUAUCACUCAGUGCGGGAAUCAGCCAGUCAAAGCGUGCAUCAGCGGACCCCUCACCUCACCAGCGACCUCAACCUGGAACCCCUCCUCCAUCGAGCCACCACCGCUGGCGUUCCUCUUCUCCACGGCCGCAACAUCAGGGUUCACCCCAGUUAACUGCUAUCCAGGAGCCUCAGGAGCUAGCUGGUGAAGCAAACUCCCAAAAGCCAAGGACAAACCUGUCGCAUGAGAAGCAAUGUUUGCUGCGCCUGGACGCUUGGCUGGGUGAAUGGCUUACCCCGGAUUAUUUCGAUCAAAUAACCCCGCCGCCAGGAUCUGUCAUGAUGCUGGCUGGUGCAAAGGCAAGCUUACUUCGGGAGGAGGACUCCCUGCCUUCCAGUGCAAGUACCCGGUCGGCACGUGGAAACUUCCCCGGAGGCUGGAACGGAUUCGCCUCUGCCAAUGCCGCUGAAGGGAAAGCCGAGAAUACUCCACCACCUGUGUCCGCGCAUGCCUUUGGGGGCAAGAUGGACACUCAAAGCUCUUCAACUGAUAGAACCGCCAGCAUUCAGGGCUUACCGAAGCUCUCGACUGUUUCUUCACAGCCACAUGAUGACACCGAAUAUAUCUCUCCAACGCCCACUUAUGCCAUUUCCCCCUCAGAUCCCAUACCCGCGGGGUAUGUAGCACAUGCGAGGGAUGCUUGUGUUGACGUGGACUAUCAAUGGGACAGCAUGAAGAGCCCUCUUGACUGGGGCAGCGGCGGGGAGUACGGAGAGGAGUGGAGUUCCAUGCAUCGCAGGUUCCGCGCCGGGCUCGAAAGAAUGAUGACCUGGUACAAGACUGCAGACUGCAACAAGAGUAAACGGAGGUUGUCCCACCGGGAGGAAUGCCAACUUGUAUCGAAUGAUCCGCCCGCCACAGCAGACACGACAGAAGAUGAUGACAGCGAUACAGUUCUCAUAAUUGUUACACACGGCGCCGGAUGCAAUGCCAUUAUUGGUGCCUUGACAAACCGGCCCGCCCUCCUGGAUGUUGGAAUGGCUUCCUUGACUCUCGCCACUCACAAGGGCUCUACGGCGGAUAACGUGGUGGCCGCCCAGCAAAUGCAAAGGAAGCCGAGUCCAAGUGAAGUAUCUGAAGAAUACCAAGUAAAGUUGGUAAACUCAACAGAUCACCUUCGCGUCAGCAAUAACAACUCGGCGCAGUCACCGUCCCCUAGGGGGUUUCCUAGCUCUAUAUCAUCGUAUAGGCACCGGUUUACAUCUUUAUCGUCUGUUCCAGACUCACCAGAUAAUGGAUUCUCUAUUGGACCGUCGCGCAGUUCUAGCUUCAAUGGCACCACCAGAGGGCUACACAAUCUGUCACGAUCGUUUUCUGUUGAUAAACACGCUGCUCCAGGUUUGUGGGGUUCUUCCUCCCCUGCCAACGUGCCUGUCGACGAUAUAAUGCCCGACUUCGAAGGAUCUGCUGUUCCAAGAGGGCUAUCAAAAAGCAUACCCAAGUUUGGUUUUAUGGCUGUGACUGACUCACGGCUGUAA